This is a messenger RNA of Pieris rapae (cabbage white), 1741 nucleotides long. RefSeq names its product ras-related protein Rab-24. NCBI's taxonomy places the organism in Eukaryota, Metazoa, Arthropoda, Insecta, Lepidoptera, Pieridae. The coding region runs from base 266 to 868 and encodes 200 amino acids. The record is from RefSeq and is a predicted model, not a curated record. The transcript is spliced from 5 exons. Gene Ontology annotation, molecular function: GTPase activity; GTP binding.
CUAUUACUUGAUCUGUGACGGUGACUUGAGAUUUCUGUAUUUUUCUUAAAUUUUGAGACAGAAUUUUAAGAAUAUAAAUUAUAAUUUAUAUCCCAUCUAUCUGUCUGAUAAAAUAACGUAAUGUAAAUGUAUAAGAUUGUACUGUUAUAAAACGGUUAAAUUAACAGUAUUAAUUUGUUAUAUUUAUUAGAAUACCUCAAAUAAAACAUUAAGGCAAUGUUACUGAAAACAAUGAAGUUUUAGUCAAAUUCAUAUUAUAAGCACAAUGAGUCGAUGUGAUUUUAAGAUAGUGUUAUUAGGCAGUGAACAUGUUGGGAAGACUAGUUUAGUAAUAAGAUUUGUGAAUUGUCGAUUUAAUGCAUCAACGCCAUACCAAAACACAAUCGGGGCAGCUUUCUGUGCCAAAACAAUAUAUGUUAAUGGAAAGCCAUUCAAUGUUGGAAUAUGGGACACCGCAGGUAGUGAACGCUAUGAAGCGAUGACACGUAUGUAUUACCGCGGUGCGCAUGCGGCGAUUAUAUGCUAUGACCCGUGUUGUCUCGAAUCUUGGGCGCGACUCCGGCAUUGGUUGCAAGAGUUGAGGGCAGUUGAAGAGGAGUGCAAAGUAUAUCUCUGUGGUACCAAAAAAGAUCUACUUGAUUCCAAUGAGGUCCAGCGAGAGGUUCCAGAAGAUAUAGUACAUACAUACUCCCAAGGUCUACAUGGACACUGUCUGACCUCAAGCAAAACUGGAGAGAAUGUCGAAGAGUUAUUCCAGAAGAUAGUAGAGGAUUGUGUAACAGAUAUUAAUGUGAUGAAGAAUGUGGAAGAGUCAAGAGUACAAUUACAAAAAGAAGAUGAAAAAAAGAGAGUGUACUGUUUCUGCUGAUAAUAAACAAAAACAUAAACUAUGUUUCUGCAAUAGAAAACGCGUCACAUAUAUAUAUAUAUAAUCGUUAGAGUGGUCAAAGUGUUGAGGGACGUUGGUCUGUCUCUUCUGUCAGUGCUUGGCUUUUUUAAUUAUUUGGUUCCUUUAACAAUCACCUUUCUGUGACUGACGACACAUUGAUGUGUGCUUAUGUAUUAUCGCCAUGCUUCCAUCACCAACCGAGUGUUCAUAUUAUAAUUAUAUUCAAAGUCACAACCUCAAAAUUGAGAAUCCCAUUAUUGACCUUUUGGUCAUAUAGGAAUUCACCAUGUAGACAUAUAUUUAGACGCAUUAUUACCUGACUGAAUGUAAUACAAAAUUGACUGAAUAUUAUUAAGGGUUCUAUUUACUCCACAAUGUAUCUUAAAACGUGGAGCACUGUCAUAUGUAAAAUAAAUAAUUCAUAGAUUAUUAUUCUCAAGCAGACUUUUAAAUACAUGGUUACUUAAAAUGUAACUGGCUAAAGCAAAUGUGGUUAAUGAAUAAAAAUAAAUAAUAUGCUGUUAUAUUUCAGUAGCUUUUCACUAUUUGACUUAUUGUCGAAUACAGGUACAUUUUAAUAUAGUUUCAAUAUUUGAGACUGAUCAAAAAACUAUUUUUAUAUUCAAGAUCUCAACUACCAAAUGUAUUUAAUUUAGGAUCAGUAAAGCCUUGAUAAUGCUUUCUAUGCAAAGACAAUUCUCCACAUUUUAUUACGUAUGACGUAUUAUGUGUGUAUACACAUAGCAUAAUUAAGCAAUUUGACAAAACCCAAAUAUGCUUAAACAUUAUUUUUUUGUUAAUUGUCACCUUUUAUGUAUAAAGUAAAUAUAUCGAAAUAUAUUAUUUAACAAA